Molecule: messenger RNA, 4083 nt
Organism: Spinacia oleracea (spinach)
Lineage: Eukaryota; Viridiplantae; Streptophyta; Magnoliopsida; Caryophyllales; Amaranthaceae
Exons: 1
Coding region: 1-4083 (1360 amino acids)
Molecular function (GO): nucleic acid binding; RNA-DNA hybrid ribonuclease activity
Source: RefSeq, a predicted model, not a curated record
AUGAAAAUAUUAAGCUGGAACUGUCAUGGGCUUGGCAACCCAUCGACGGUGUCGGCCCUCCGUGACUGGUGCUGGAGGGAAAGGCCAAAUAUCGUUUUCUUAAUGGAAACGAUGAUCGAUGCAAGGAGACUGGAACGGAUUCGUAACAUGUGUGGUUUUGUCAACGGUGUAUGUUUGAGUAGUGUGGGGCUUUCGGGUGGCAUGGGUUUUUGGUGGAGAGACAUAAAUGUAGUUACUGGGACUUUUUCAACCCAUCACUUCUUGGCUGAUAUACUAGAUCACAACAAUUUGCCGGUUUGGAGAGCAGUAGGAAUCUACGGGUGGCCGGAAUCUGAAAACAAACACUUAACGUGGUCUUUAAUGGAAAGUAUAAGGGGUGCAAGCCCGCUCCCGUGUGUAAUGUUCGGGGAUUUUAAUGAAAUUCUUAGCAUGGCGGAAAAAGAUGGUGGUGCUACGAGAAGUGAACGUGUAAUGGAUGCAUUCCGUGGAGCGAUUGACUCUUGCGGCUUUCGUGAUCUGGGUUUUCGUGGUAGUAUCUUCACAAGGAAGAGAGGCAACACCCCGGGUUCGUGUGUUCGUGAAAGGCUCGACCGUUUUUUGGCCGACUCGGAUUGGUGUUCACUUUUUCCAGAUUAUAAUGUUCGUAAUUUUCCAAUGUAUUGUUCGGACCAUGCCCCAAUCUUGCUAUCAACUAUAAAUUACUACGAACGAGGCCGUGUUAAAAGAGCUUUCAAAUUUGAGGCAAUGUGGCUCUCAAGUUCUGAAUGCGGUGAGAGAGUUGCGACAACAUGGGCUGGUAGUGCUGGCGAGAAUGCAGUGAACCGUAUUGCUAGGUGUGCUGAGGCAUUAAGCUCCUGGGCGGCGACGACUUUUGGGUGUAUUAAAAAGAAGAUAAAAGUGGCUGAAGAGAAGUUAAGGGUAGCUCAGUCUCGCUCACCUGACGCGGAUAUGCUUCAGCAAUGCAAUGAAUUGGCUGCGGAGUUGGAUAUGCUACACCAACAGGAAGAAUCGUAUUGGCAUGCGCGGGCGAGGGAAAAUGACCUUCGAGAUGGGGACAAGAAUACCUCGUAUUUCCAUCAUAAAGCGAGUCAUAGAAGGCACGUUAAUUCGAUCCCUGGGUUACUGGACGAAGAUGGUGUAUGGCAUUCGAGCAGGGAGGAAAUGGAGGAUAUGGUGGAGGUGUUUUUCAAAUCUUUAUUUGGCUCUGAAAAUCCGAGUGAGUUCGAGCAGGCAAUGGCAGGAACUGAUCUUGUGGUGACAGAGGCAAUGAAGGUGGAGCUUGAUAUGGAACCCUCUGAUGAAGAAAUAAAGGUUGCGUUAUUUCAAAUGCACCCAAAUAAGGCGCCGGGUCCCGACGGUAUGCACGCUCUAUUUUUUCAGAAAUUCUGGCAUAUUGUUGGGGUUGAUAUUAUUUCUUUUGUGAAACAAUGGUGGAGGGGUCAAAUGGACUUAAGCGAUGUUAACAAAACUUGUGUGGUGUUGAUUCCUAAAUGCGAAAACCCUAAACGUAUUUCGGAAUUUAGACCAAUAAGUUGUUGUAAUGUGCUUUAUAAAAUUAUCUCGAAGACCUUGGCAAAUAAAUUGAAGCCUUUCUUGGGCAAGAUUGUAUCAGUCAACCAAAGCGCUUUUGUUCCUAGAAGAUUAAUCACAGAUAAUGCUUUGGUUGCGUUCGAGAUAUUCCAUGCAAUGAAAAGAAAAGGAGAGGGGAAGGAUGGCUCGGUCGCCUUGAAGCUUGAUAUGAAAAAGGCAUAUGAUAGGGUUGAGUGGAUUUUUCUGGAGAAGGUUAUGUAUAAGAUGGGCUUUAGUGACAAUUGGGUACGACGUAUUUUGGAGUGCCUGUCGAGUGCUUCGUUUGCUUUCAAGGUCAAUGGUCGAAUCUCUGGGGCCGUCACUCCAUCUAGGGGACUACGACAAGGUGAUCCUAUAUCUCCAUAUUUAUUUCUUAUUGUAGCUGAUGCUUUUUCUACUCUAAUUGCCAAAGCUGCUAGGGAGAAAUUGAUACAUGGAGCGAAAAUUUGCAACGGGGCACCUAGGGUGUCACAUCUAUUCUUUGCCGACGAUAGUCUAUUGUUUGUUAAAGAAUCUGUUAGAGAAUGCUCAGUGAUAGCUGACAUAAUCAGCAAAUACGAAAGAGCUUCGGGUCAAAGCGUGAAUCUUGAUAAAACAGAUGUUGUAUUUAGCAAGUGUGUGGAUGUGAAUCGACGGGAUGAGAUUGUGACUACUCUUGGGGUUAAGGAGGUUGCCAAACAUGAAAAGUACCUUGGCUUGCCGACAAUCAUUGGGAGAUCGAAGAAAGCUAUCUUUGCCGCACUUAAGGAAAGAAUAUGGAAGAAAUUGCAAGGUUGGAAGGAAAAGUUGCUAUCUAAACCCGGAAAGGAGGUCCUAAUCAAGGCGGUUGCCCAGGUCAUUCCAACCUAUAUGAUGAGUAUAUUUAGAAUCCCGGAUGGUUUAAUCGAGGAAAUUCAUUCUAUUAUUGCUCGGUUUUGGUGGGGAUCGAAUGGUACCACAAGGAAAAUGCAUUGGCACUCGUGGGAGUCACUGUGUAAACCAAAGGCAAUGGGCGGUUUGGGUUUUCGUGACUUAAAGAUUUUCAACCAAGCUUUGUUAGCGAAACAGGUAUGGCAGCUACACCAUGAACCUUCAUCUUUCGUGCACUCAAUCUUGAAGGCAAAAUACUUUAAGCACACUGGCGUGUUAGAGGCUCGACGGGGGCACGAUCCUAGCUACUCUUGGCGAAGCUUGUGGGGCGCUAAGUCUUUGCUGCUAGAUGGUAUGAUGUGGAGAGUGGGGAGUGGGACAUAUAUUAAUGUUUGGGAGGGGGGAUGGCUACCAAACUCGCAAGUUCCUCCAAAACCGAGAGUUGGCUCCAUUGUUAACCAAGACCUCAUGGUGUCGGAGUGUAUCGACCACAUCAGUAGGGAAUGGCGAAGUGAGGUUAUUAGAGAUGCAUUCACGGAGGAGGACUGCAAGCAAAUCAUGCAAAUACCACUUUCCAUUUUCCACUCUACUGACUCAAUGUACUGGAGCCUCACCAAAGACGGCAUAUACUCGGUCAAAACGGGCUACUGGUUGGGGGUGCUAGGAAGGAAUCAAGCGGCCUCAUGUGACAAUGCUGCCCUGUGGAAGCUGGUAUGGAACAUCGGUGGUCCACCGAAGUUAUCUCACUUCAUAUGGCAGGCUUGUAAAGGGAGUAUGGCAGUCAAGGAGGUUUUGUGUCGCAGGCACAUUGCACAAGACGAAUUGUGUGUAUGCUGCGGUAUUGAGGUCGAAUCAGUAACACAUGUGCUCUUUGAAUGUGACUCGGCGAAGAUGGUAUGGGAGAAUAGCGAGUUUGGGGAUGUUGUGGCUGCUGCACCAAGAGGUAAAUUCGAGGAUAGACUUCAAUGGUGGGCAAGCAAGGUCAGCAUGGAUGAGGUUCGUAGCAUAAUGGCAAUUGCGUGGGCUGUGUGGUUCUUACGAAACAAGUAUGUGCACGACAAUGAGCGUGGUAACCCAGGCAUAGUGACUGCGGGCUUUCUUAGACUGGUAUCCGAUUACAGGUUGUACGCAAGGAAAGUGUUCACACCACCAACGGGCAUGGGGAAUACGUUGUCUGCAACAAACUGGAUACCUCCCCCAAUAGGGUUGGUAAAAAUUAAUGUGGAUGCUAAUGUGAUUGAUGGUGUUAGGGUGGGUCUUGGUGGGGUGAUUCGGAACCACGAAGGCAAGCUGCUGGUGGGGGGGACGAAGCGUGUUGAUGCUGCAUGGGGGGUGGAAAUGGACGAAGCCGCAGCUGUGAGAUAUGGCCUCCAAUUGGCGAGAAGAUUGGGCUACAACAUGGUUUGGCUAGAAAGUGAUGCGCUAUGUGUGGUGAAUGCAGUAGACAGCAACCAGGAAGGAAUGUCCCCUCUGUUUACUUUGUUGGAUGAUAUCAGGAAACUUGCAAAAUGUUUCUCUACUUUUGUUAUUUCUCAUGUUAAAAUGGCCGGUAAUACGGUAGCCCAUCUUGUGGCACGAUGGGAUACUAAAGAUAGUAAUGAGCUUGUUUGUAUGAACUCUUUUCCCCAAAGUAUUACAACUUUGGCGGAACUUGAUUUGCAAUAA